This is a messenger RNA of Ananas comosus (pineapple), 917 nucleotides long. RefSeq lists its product as uncharacterized. The transcript has 2 exons. The record is from RefSeq and is a predicted model, not a curated record. NCBI's taxonomy places the organism in Eukaryota, Viridiplantae, Streptophyta, Magnoliopsida, Poales, Bromeliaceae. Bases 201 to 521 code for a protein of 106 amino acids.
GCCAAUAGCGGAGGGGCCACAGUGCACUUUUCCCGCUCUCCCCGAGUCCCAUCGGUACCAAACAAUCUCGCGGGAGGAGCGAAACCAUUCACGAAAUCUCCUCGACACCAUUACCAACCAACCAACCACUCUUCGUAUCCUCUCUCUUUCUCUCUCUCUCUCUCUCUCUCUCUCUCUCUCUCUCUCCUUCGCCUCCGACGAUGCACCGCUCCUCGAGCGCCGCGCGCACGUCCGACGAGUACUCCUCCCCCGCCGCCGCCGCCGCGGCGGCGGCGGCGAAGGGCGGCGGAGGCGGCGGGUCCUUCGCGGUGUCAGAUCAACUCCCCACCUACGAUCCCCGAUCCCACGCGGGGAGGAAGGAGGCGGCGCGCGCGAGGUUCGCCGAGGACGCCGUCCACGCCAUCCCCGUCGUCCUCGUCCUCUGCGCCUUCCUCCUCUGGCUCUCCUCCGACCCCGAAGUUGUUAUGGUGAAUAAAGAUCAUCCUGUUGUUGCCAGAAUCAAGAAUAUGACGAACAAUUGAUGCGUACGAUGACACUCCAUCUUAGCACUUAAUAAAGGAAUUGAUCAGAAUGUUUUUGAAGAAGCGAGAAUAGCUUUGCGAGUGAAGGACCAGAAUAAGGGAUCUCUACUUCUUUUUCGGAGAAGAGUACAACCAACUACUAGCCUAUCUUUUUUAUCUUGGUACAUAUAAUUCUUUCGAGUAACUCCAUUUAUUUGAUUCCGUUUUGCAAGUAAGUUCAGUGUUAUUUUCUUUGGCAUUUUUUAUUUUUAUGAAUAUUGAGACUGGAGCAAUAUUGUCUUCUAACUUGGAUGCUCUUUCCAUCAUUUGGAAUAGAAAUUUGUUGAUGCAAAUAGAAACCUAUUGAUACUGAAUAAAUCUCCUCUCCCUCGGUGCAAAAUUUCUAGCUUCGAUGAA